AUGCAGAAGUCUACAUUAUUGUUUCACAACAAUCGUUUCCAUGAAGAACCCUAUGUAAACAUCAAUUUCUAUUAUUAUCUGUACCUGAGCUCGCUACCAUGUUUCUUUUCUUCAUCUCAAAGUGCUCCUACACUAAAGACGCCCCCAAACGUUAUCCAGCGGCGUAAGCCUUGGCGUGGUGCAAAAAGGAAUAGAUCUGAGCAGGAGCAAGGAUUUCGGACUUUCAGGACUUUCAGAGCACAGCUACUGCUUAUUAUCAAGGCUUCAGUGGAGCAAACUACCAGAGAAAGUAGAAUUACUGGGUUAUCACAGCCCCCUGCAGGGCAGAAUCUACUGUGAUUCAAGAGAAUACCAAGCCCUUCCUCCUGCCAUGGCAAGGACUAGGGAGUUGAUUGGUUAAGAUUACGAUUGGUAGAUGAAGCGACACGAGAUGGAUAUGUAGGAGGCACUCCCCCAGUCUGGUUAUGACGUCUACCUGCUUAUUUAUCGUUUGCUUCAUGCGAAUUGGUUGUUACUUGUUUCCUACUUUGUUAUUUUUCUGUUCUAUCAUCUAGAGUCUAGGAUACCGUUGACGACUUCCCCAAAUCAACAUGUCUGCAACAGCAAGUGCAAGUACUUGCGUGGAAACGAGCUACUCUUCUCCCAAGGGCCUCCAAUUCUCCCUCUACUGCGAUCAAGAUCGAACAAGUGUUGGAGACAUUGACAAUGCCGGGGCAGACAACGUCGAAGACUGCCUGAAUCAAUGCUCAAUGCACUCGGGGAAAGCCUGCGGAGCAGCAGCGUUCGACUCUACUGCUAGGAAAUGUUACUUCAAAAACAGCACCAUCACAGAGGUCGGUGCCGUGAGACGAGAAGGAUGGACCCUCGGCAUUGCGAACAGAACGCUGUACCAACCUCUGUCAAUGGAAUGUACAAACAACGGCGCCAACCAGAAGGUCCAGAAUGGAUUGAAUUUCACGGUUUAUUGUGACCAGACUGUCGUCGGCUUCGAUACAUGUCCUGACAACUCACCGGAUUGCAGAGCCCACACAGAAAGUCUGGAUGAAUGUCUGGAAAUCUGCUCGACAUUACAUCCGCUCUGCACAGGCGUAGCCUGGGAUCCAUCUCUCACAUUCGGAUACCUUAAUUGCUACCCGAAGAACGCAACUUCUCGAGUCUUCGACAACGCAAGGGUCUCAUCAGGCGAUGGCUUGCGUUGUGCCAAAGCUCUUCUCGAAGUCCCGGUCGACGAUUGUCCCACUGCUAUGAAUGGGACCGUUAUAGCGAGCAAUAAAGACCCGUUCAAGCUCUCAUGCGGAGAAGAUCGUCCUGGGAAUAACAUCACGGCUCAACAUGCCGGCUCGCUUGGAGACUGUGUUGAUGCGUGCGCCACUGACACCCAAGCAAAUUGUCUUGGAGCUGUCUUCGAUACAAAUAUGGUCAAUGGCUACGAGAAUUGCUACCUCAAGUCAGCAGUUGGGUUCACGACAGUUCAGAGUGGAUUCACGUUCGCCUUGCGACAGACUACGUCGAACAACACUUCUUCUGACAACCUAACCCCACCCUCUCCCGACAAAUCAAGUAAUAAAGCCUGGAUCGCCGGCCUUGUCGUCGGCGUCGUCGUUGCCAUCGCCCUAAUUAUAGCAGCUAUCUGGUGGUUUCGAAAGAGGAAAGUGAGUAAGAAAGAGGUUGAGAGUACAGAGAUUGCGAGCACGCAGAACCGAUGGCUUGGUCAUGAAGAAAGUAACGCGAAUGCAUUGAAGUAUGGGCCUGCUAUAACGGAACUGGACGAUGCGAGCGCAGCGCCGAAGUAUGAGAUGGGUUCAGGUGGGCACAAUGCGGACGCACCAAAGUAUGAGCUUGAUGCUGAGAGUAGGCCGAUGGAGAUGGACUGCACAAAAAUGAACGGGUAUGUGGACGGGAGAGAUGUGGAUAGACGAUAGUCUCUGUGAAUGAGCAGUAAGAUGAAAAGGUUACGAUAAUCUUAAUGCCGCGAAGCUCAUUUUGCCACUUCAAAAUCACUUCAGUCAUGUUCCAGAAUUUUAAGAGGAGUUGGAUUUUGUUUACUGUGUGCAUACUUUGGCGUUGUUAGGCGAAUAUCGAUCCCCUUCUUAGGCGAGUGUGCCUUGAGUCCCCAUGGAAUUUAUCGAUGCCAGCAAUCCCAUCAAAAUUACUCAUG
This is a messenger RNA of Cadophora gregata, 2158 nucleotides long. RefSeq lists its product as uncharacterized. The record is from RefSeq and is a predicted model, not a curated record. The transcript has a single exon. Lineage: Eukaryota; Fungi; Ascomycota; Leotiomycetes; Helotiales; Ploettnerulaceae. Bases 591 to 1922 code for a protein of 443 amino acids.